AUGGCAGUGCACACAGUAGUACUGAUUCCUGGCGAUGGUAUUGGUCCGGAAAUCACAGACGCCGUGCUUGCGGUGCUUGAGGCUGCGGGCGCACAAAUCGAAUGGGUACGCCACCAGGCCGGUAUCACAGCGCUGGAGACAAGCGGUGAAGUGCUGCCUGCCGACACCCUUGAAGCCAUUGAGCACCAUGGCGUUGCCCUCAAAGGUCCCUGCACCACGCCAGUAGGAGAAGGUUUCUCAUCAGUUAACGUACAGCUGCGCAAAACCUUUGAUUUGUAUGCGGCAGUCCGCCCGGUGCGCAGUUUACCCGGGGUUAAAACCCGCUACGAAGAUGUGGACCUGAUCAUCAUCCGGGAAAACACGGAAGGCUUGUACAGUGGCGUAGAGAACGAAGUCACACCCGGCGUUGUGAUGAGCAUGAAAGUAGCAACGGAAAAUGGUUGCGAACGCAUUGCCAAAUGGGCGUUUCGUUUUGCCACACAACGCCAGCGCGAAAAAAUCACAGUCUUCCACAAAGCCAACAUCAUGAAAAUGACCGAUGGUCUGUUUUUACGCAGUGCGGAAUACACCCACCGCCACGAUUAUCCGAAUAUAGAGUACACCAGCGCUAUCAUCGACGCCGGCUGCAUGCGACUUGUGCAGGACCCUUCCCAGUUUGAUGUCUUGUUACUUGAAAACCUGUACGGCGAUGUGAUCAGCGAUCUGUGUGCCGGCCUGGUUGGUGGCCUGGGUGUCGUACCCGGCGCAAACUACGGUGAAAAAGAAGCUAUUUUCGAAGCUGUACAUGGCUCUGCGCCAGACAUUGCGGGCAAGAACAUUGCGAAUCCAUUGGCGUUAUUGAUGUCGGCUGUAAUGAUGUUGAAUUAUCUUGCCGAGACCACCGAAGACAAUAGCCUGCUGGACGUGGCCGCCCGCAUUCGCGAGGCCUAUGACGAAGCCUUGCAAGCCGGCGAAAAGACUCGCGACCUGGGCGGCAACCUGGGCACAGCUGAAUUUGCGCAAGCUGUCAUCAAGCGCAUCAAACACAACUAA
This is a messenger RNA of Symbiodinium necroappetens, 1032 nucleotides long. NCBI's taxonomy places the organism in Eukaryota, Dinophyceae, Suessiales, Symbiodiniaceae. The record is from the annotation of a GenBank genome assembly.